Messenger RNA from Trifolium pratense (red clover), 3476 nucleotides. RefSeq names its product receptor-like protein 6. Gene Ontology annotation, molecular function: protein binding. Lineage: Eukaryota; Viridiplantae; Streptophyta; Magnoliopsida; Fabales; Fabaceae. The record is from RefSeq and is a predicted model, not a curated record. The transcript has a single exon. Bases 60 to 3302 code for a protein of 1080 amino acids.
AAUUUCUCUUACAAUUUUGAUCUCUUCCACACUAGAAAUCACAGGGCAGCAGAUUGUGUAUGCAACUUUAUAAGCCAUCUGUGUUGUGUCAGAGUAAACAAACAACAAUGAGAAUUACAUUGGUUUCAUUUCUUUCAUUUAUUCUAUGUUAUUACUGCAUAUAUAUCAGUAUUCAAAUCUCGGUUGCCUCUGCCAAAUGUCUUGUUGAUCAACAAUCAUUGCUGCUCCAAUUAAAAAACAAUCUCACUUUCAAGCCUCAAAGUUCCACCAAACUGAAACAGUGGAAUCAAAGCACUGCUUGCUGCAGUUGGAGUGGUGUAACCUGUGACAAAGAGGGACAUGUUAUUGGUCUUGACCUCAGCAAAGAAUCAAUUACCGGUGGAUUUGACAAUUCAAGUAGUCUUUUCAGUCUCAGACAUCUUCAGAAACUCAAUUUGGCUGCUAACAAUUUCAAUUCUUCAAUUCCAUCAGUAUUCAGCAAGUUGGAGAAUUUAACUUAUUUGAAUUUGUCAGAUGCUAGAUUUGUGGGGCAGAUUCCAAUAGAGAUUUCUCAACUCAAAAGGUUAGUAACUCUUGAUAUCUCUAUUCAUUACUAUUCGCCUGGACGAGAGCCAAAACUUGAGAAUCCAAACCUACAAAGCCUUGUCCAAAAUCUCAUCAGUAUUAGGCAGUUGUAUCUGGAUGGUGUAAAUAUAACAGCCCAAGGGCAUGAAUGGAGCAAUGCUUUGUUGUUUCUACCUGACCUGCAAGAGUUGAGCAUGUCUAACUGCUAUCUAUCAGGACCACUUGAUUCAUCUCUGUCAAGACUUGCAAAUCUAUCAAUCAUUAUUCUUGAUGGUAACAAUUUUUCAUCGCCAGUGCCAGAAACAUUUGCCAAUUUUAAAAACCUUACCACCUUGGGUCUACAAUCUUGCACGUUAACGGGAAAAUUUCCUCAGAAAAUCUUCCAUAUUAGAAAGUUGUCUGUUAUCAACUUAUCAUACAAUGCCAAUCUCCAUGGUUUUUUUCCAAACUUCCCUCUAGGUGGAUCUCUCUUGAGCAUUAUAGUGACUGGCACAAGCUUCUCUGGAGAAUUACCUCGCUCUAUUGGCAACUUGAGGCACUUAUCUGAAUUAGACCUUUCUAACUGUCAAUUUAAUGGUACACUUCCCAAUUCAUUGUCAAACCUUACCCAACUCAGCCACCUAGAUAUUUCAUUUAACAACUUCACUGGUCUUAUGCCAUCGUUUGGCAUGGCCAAGAAACUCACCCACCUACACCUUUCUCAAAAUGGUUUAAGUGGUGCAAUUCCAUCCUCUUCUCACUUUGAAGGACUCCAAAAUCUUGUUAGCAUUGACUUGAAUAAUAAUUCUAUCAGUGGUAGCAUUCCUUCAUCCCUUUUUACCCUCCCAUCACUGCAGGAGAUUCAACUUUCGUUCAACCGGUUUAGCAAAAUAGACGAGCUUAGUACAAAUGUGUCUUACUCUGUGUUGAAUACCAUUGAUUUAAGCAACAAUUAUCUAUCAGGAACUUUACCGACGUCUUUCUUCCAGCUCAGUUCAGUCUCGGUCCUCGAUCUUUCAAAUAACAAGUUUGAUGGGUCAUUGCAGCUAGAUAAGCUUCUCGAGCUCAUAAGUUUAACUACACUAGACCUUUCAUACAACAACUUAUCAUUCAAUAGUACUAAAUUUACAACAUACGUCCCUUCUUCCUUUCCAAUCAUUAGCUCUCUAAAGUUGGCAUCGUGCAAUUUGAACACUUUCCCUGGUUUCUUGAGAAACAAAUCCACAUUGACCAUUCUAGAUCUUUCACACAACAAAAUUCAAGGAAUAGUUCCCAACUGGAUUUGGAAACUACAAAAUCUUGGAAGCCUUAAUAUCUCACACAAUUUUCUCACUAAUUUAGAAGGACCUUUGCAAAAUGUUACGUCCAACUUGAUAAUUCUUGAUAUGCAUAACAACCAAUUGGUAGGAUCAAUACCUGUUUUUUCUAAAUAUGCAGCCUAUUUGGAUUACUCGAUGAACAAAUUUAGUUCUGUUAUCCCACAAGAUAUCGGUAAUUAUCUGUCUAUCACAUAUUUUCUAUCAGUUUCAAAUAAUACUAUACAUGGCAGCAUCCCUAAAUCCCUCUGCAAUGCUUCAAAUCUUCAAGUGCUUGAUCUUUCCAACAACAAUAUAUCUGGAGAAAUUCCCUCUUGUUUAAUAACAAUGACUAAUAUCCUUCAUGUAUUGAAUAUGAGGAAGAACAAUAUCAUAGGCUCAAUCCCAGAUUUGUUUCCAGCUUCUUGUGCUUUAACGACUUUGAGCCUACAAGAAAAUCUCUUACACGGGCAAAUUCCCAAGUCACUGGUCCACUGCUCCACAUUAAAGGUAUUCGACAUUGGAACAAAUGAGAUUCAUGGCGGCUUUCCUUGCUUUCUGAAUAAUAUACCUGCACUUCGUGUCCUUAUUUUGCGAAACAACAACUUUCGAGGUUCCAUAGGAUGUUCACAAGCAAAUAAGCCGUGGAAAAUGAUUCAGAUUGUGGACAUCGCUUUCAACAAUUUCAGUGGAAAAAUACCGAAAUUAUUUUUCACAUCCUGGGAUAAAAUGAUGCAUGAUGAUGAAGAUCACACUAUAUCACACUUUAUCUACACCAAGGAUUCUGUAUAUUAUCAGGAUAAUGUGAUAGUUUCCAAUAAAGGUCAGCAGAUGGAGUUGGUUAAAAUUCUGACAAUCUUCACAUCCAUUGAUUUUUCAUCCAAUCAUUUUGAAGGACCAAUACCAAAGGUGCUGAUGGAUUUCAAAGAACUUCAUGUUCUCAACUUUUCAAAUAAUGGUCUCUCAGGUGAAAUCCCAUCCUCUAUAGGGAACUUGAAACAAUUAGAGUCCUUGGACCUCUCAAAUAACUCUUUGGCUGGCGAAAUUCCUGUGCAACUUGCAAGCUUGUCCUUCCUUUCUUACUUGAACCUCUCCUUCAAUCAUUUGGCAGGGAAGAUCCCAACAGGUACUCAACUUCAGUCAUUUCAACCGUCUUCUUUUGAAGGAAACUAUGGACUCUAUGGACCUCCAUUGAUUAAAAAAUCAGAUGAUAAAGAGAAGGGAUUGCAUUCACAACCAACAUGUAGAGGGAUAUCUUGUUCAAUUGAUUGGAGUUUUUUAAGUAUGGAAAUUGGUUCUGUUUUUGGGCUUGGAAUUUUCAUUGGUCCCCUCAUGUUUUGGAAGCAAUGGAGGGUAAGUUAUUGGAAACUCCUGGACAAAAUUCUUUGCUGGAUUUUUCCAUGGUUGCAUCUUGAAUAUGCAACUCAUAGAGGACAAAAAUACACAGUUUUAAGGUGGCAUUAGUGACUAAUGAGUGUGCUAUAUUAGCAAAAUAGUGUUUUCUAUUUUAAAUUAAGUUAUUCUUUAUGUAUACUUCUUUGUGACGCUCUAUGUAUUGGAACUGUGAAGAGGCACUCUAUUAAGUCUAAAUAAAAUAGUGUCUGUCACAUAGAGUUGUGGUGAUAGUGUUUCAAUGUA